Messenger RNA from Stylonychia lemnae, 1278 nucleotides. Lineage: Eukaryota; Ciliophora; Spirotrichea; Sporadotrichida; Oxytrichidae. The record is from the annotation of a GenBank genome assembly.
AUGUUGAGGAAAUAUACACAACUAAAUCAAAGUAUAUUGACAAGGAAGGCAAAUUCUAGUUUCUUUUCAAAGUCUAAUAAGGUUUGGGCAACUAAGAGAAAGCAUCUCUCAGCUGCCUUUUACAAAGAUAAAAUCAAUCAAAUCUUAAGAGGGGCAGUGGUUAUUGCUAACAAAAGAGUUAAACUCUGGCUGAGAUUAAUUGAAGAAGGUGAGCCAGUUGUGAAUUUGAACAAAGAAAUGAAUGAUCUUAUUGAUGAUGUAGUUUAGAUAUGCGUCUUUGGAUAGUCAUCACUUAAAAAAUCACUAGUUUUCAAGAAGAACGGUUAAGAAACUGUAGUUUCCCUUGGUAGAUUCAUUAGACUUUUAUCUGAGAAGAUAUUCUCAAGGUUUGCAAGUUUGUUCAGGCUAUUUACUAAUAUUUUUGACUAUGCAGCUCUCAAUAAGCAAGAGAGAGAAGAUUUUGAUAAUGCUAAAUAUCUAAGAGAGUUCACAAAGGGACUUAUUGAUGAAAGAAGAAAGGAAAUGGAAAAACCAGACUUUUAAUCAUAAGGAGACUUCCUUACUUUAAUCCUGCAAGAUUCAUACUUUUAAGAUGACAAAGAUAUAAUUGAUGAAGUUAUGGGGUUUAUGACUGCAUCAAAUGUUACCACAUCUAUAGCUAUGACAAAUAUCAUCUUCUAUCUUACAAAAAGUCAAGAAUCUUUUAGAAAGGUAAGAGAAGAAUUCAGAUCUGUAUUAAAGGUUGAAAAAUCAGUAACAGCCUUAACUGAUUUAUAAUGGGCUGAUCUUUUGUCCUACGAGAACUUGAAUAUGUGCAACUAUCUUAUCUACUGCAUCAAUGAAACAAUGAGGAUUGAUCCUUCAUCAAGGCUAUCAACUAACCAUGUAUUUACUGAAAAGAUAACUAUAGGUGGAAUAUCUAUUCUCCCUGAAACUGAUUGGCAUAUCAACUUCUAUUAUCUACAAAAUAACCCAAAAGAAUGGAUUUAACCAGAACAAUUCAUUCCAGAAAGAUUUGAUCCUUAGAGCCCAUACUACCUGACACCUGCUGGGAAGAAAAGAAGUACUUUCUCUUUUGGACCAUUUUUCGGGGGUAGAAGAAUUUGCUUGGGAAAAACAUUUGCUGAAAAUUUGAUGAGAUGCUUAGUCUAGGUCAUUGUUAAUUAGAUAGACUUUGAAUUUGAAGAUAAGGAAUUAGAAAAAAGAAAACCUAUAAACUCAAUGUUAUAAGACGAACCAUGCUUUAAGUUUAGAUUAAAGAGAUACAAAUAAAAUUGA